AUGGCUGAUAGGCUACUGGAAAAGGCCAGGCCAGAAUUAAGAACAGCUCUGGCACCCUUGGAGAUUAAUGAUUUUGAAAAAAUGUGCACCAAAUUGCGAAUCAUUGCUAGAAGAAUGAGAGAAGAAGAAGCUGAGAAGAGAAAAGAAUCUUAUACAAGGUCCGUUCCAUUCAUGAGACCAACAGGAGGAAUUGGUAAGAAGAAUACUUACAGCUUCAAUAACUCCAAGAAGCGAUUUAAUCAGCCCUCAAGGAAUCAAUCUGGUGGACCUUCGAGGAGUCAAUUCAGUGGACCCAUGAGGAGUCAAUUCAGUGGACCUCCAAAGAGUCAGGUCAGUGGGGGACAGAGCUCUUACAAGGGUUCUACAGCUCCUAUCACUAGCACUGCCAAUAGUCAAAAGUGUGCCAAGUGUGGAAAAGUGCAUCAAGGAAAUUGUAGUAUCUGCUUCAAGUGCGGGAAACUAGGCCACAUUUUUAGAUUCUGUGAGGAAGGCUCGCAAGGGGUCAAUGAUACUAGAGCUGCCGUCCCAGGAAGAGUGUUCGCUCUAUCUCAACAAGAAGUUGAUGCUGCCCCUAAUUUGAUUAAAUGUAUUCUCAAACUCCAAGGCUUUGAAACUCAAGCUUUAUUUGAUUCUGGUGCAACACACUCAUUUAUAUCUGAUGAUUAUGUGUCUUGCUUAAGUAUGCAUAAGUAUGAUUUGCCCUGUGAUGUGAUUGUUUCUACGCCGGCGGGAGUCUCGGUGAAAACUUCUAAAGCAUGCUUGAAUUGUAUAAUUGAAAUUUGA
This is a messenger RNA of Neltuma alba, 783 nucleotides long. RefSeq lists its product as uncharacterized. Gene Ontology annotation, molecular function: aspartic-type endopeptidase activity; zinc ion binding; nucleic acid binding. The transcript has a single exon. Gene Ontology annotation, biological process: proteolysis. Lineage: Eukaryota; Viridiplantae; Streptophyta; Magnoliopsida; Fabales; Fabaceae. The record is from RefSeq and is a predicted model, not a curated record. Bases 1 to 783 code for a protein of 260 amino acids.